Conger conger (European conger) is the source of this 4606-nucleotide messenger RNA. It is a transcript of the gene htr2cl1, whose product is annotated as 5-hydroxytryptamine (serotonin) receptor 2C, G protein-coupled-like 1. The record is from RefSeq and is a predicted model, not a curated record. Gene Ontology annotation, cellular component: dendrite; membrane. Gene Ontology annotation, biological process: G protein-coupled receptor signaling pathway, coupled to cyclic nucleotide second messenger; chemical synaptic transmission. Lineage: Eukaryota; Metazoa; Chordata; Actinopteri; Anguilliformes; Congridae. Gene Ontology annotation, molecular function: neurotransmitter receptor activity; G protein-coupled serotonin receptor activity. The transcript is spliced from 3 exons. The coding region runs from base 204 to 1709 and encodes 501 amino acids.
CUUGAUGAAGCUUUUUUUCCUGUAUGACUCCUAAGGCAACAGCAGAAAACAUAUACAUAUAUUCUGUAUUCAGGAUAGCACCUGGCAGCUCCUCCACCAACCACAGCUACCUCCAGUGGCUCUGAAUGGACUUUUAGUACCGGCUGGGCUCUCUGCCGCCCCCCAGUGGCUGAAGGCACAGUAGCAGGCACGGACACUCUCCAAUGAUGGGUGGCCACAAUGGACCUCUGCUGGGUGGGUUCGGCUCCACCACGGCCUCCCUGGAUAUCGGCCUGUAUGGGGGGUGGGCGGCCUGGCCUGGGAACGCGUCUGUCAGCCUGAACCAGAGCCUCCAUGGGGCCGAUUCGGGGGGUAACCUCUCGGUCGAGGCCCACACCAUCUCCCGGGAGCCCAUGAAGGAGAAGAACUGGCCGGCGCUCCUGAUCCUGGUCAUCAUCUUCUUCACCAUCGGCGGGAACAUCCUGGUCAUCCUGGCCGUGUCGCUGGAGAAGAAGCUGCAAAAUGCCACCAACUUCUUCCUGCGCUCGCUGGCUGUGGCCGACAUGCUGGUGGGCAUACUGGUGAUGCCCAUCUCCCUCAUCAACAUCCUAUACGAUUACGUCUGGCCCCUGCCCCACGCCCUCUGCCCCAUCUGGAUUUACCUGGACGUCCUCUUCUCCACGGCCUCCAUCAUGCACCUGUGCGCCAUCUCGCUGGACCGCUACGUGGCCAUCCGCAACCCCAUCGAGCACAGCCGCUUCAACUCCCGCACCAAGGCCAUGCUGAAGAUCGCUGCCGUCUGGACCAUCUCCAUAGGGAUCUCCAUGCCCAUCCCAGUGAUCGGGCUCCAUAACGAGGCCAAGGUGUUCGUCAAUGGCAGCUGCGUGCUGAACGAGGAGAACUUCAUGCUGGCGGGGUCCUUCGUGGCCUUCUUCAUCCCGCUGGUCAUCAUGGUGGUCACCUACUGCCUGACCGUGCAGGCCCUGCAGCGACAGGCCACCGUCUUCCUGUACGAGGACCGCUCCGCCUCCUCCCAGCAGGCCUUGCAGCUGUCCGCCCCGCCCCCUCAGGCCCCGCCCAGGCGCAGUAGCCUGAACUGCCUGCGGGGGGAGCCCUCGCAGUCUACGCCGCCCUCCAACAGCAUCUCGGUGAUCCCCAGCACCGACGCCCCGUCCCAGCUCAACUCCCCCGCGGGGCGGGACCUCAGCGGGCACGGGAGGCGGGGCAUGAUGCAGGCCAUCAAGAACGAGAAGCGGGCGUCCAAGGUGCUGGGCGUGGUCUUCUUCCUCUUCCUGGUGAUGUGGUGCCCGUUCUUCAUCACCAACGUGACGUACGUGCUCUGCCACGGCUCGUGCAACGAGGACCUGCUGGGGGAGCUCCUCAACGUCUUCGUGUGGGUGGGCUACAUCUCCUCUGGGGUCAACCCGCUGGUCUACACGCUCUUCAACAAGACCUACCGCAACGCGUUCUCCAACUACUUACGCUGCCGGUACCGGGAGGGGGCGGGGCGCCGGCGCUUCAACGCCUCCGCCCCCUGCCCGUCGCUGGUGGUCACGCCCACCUUGCUGUGCGGGAAGGAGGGCAUCGACCGCAACAGCAACUGCCGCAACGGCGACCGCAACCCGCCCGCCAGCGGGCUGGAGAUGGACGACGGCCAGAUGAACCCUGGGAUAUCGGAGGUAUCCGUCGACAGCUACCACACCGCCACCGAGCACACCAGCUGCGUAUGACAUGUACGGCUGAGCCGAGCUCAGUGCUCACGGCCGAUUGGCCCGGAGAGCGCACCGAUUGCAUCUGAUUGGCCGAGCACACCAUCUACGUGUGAUUGGCUGUAGACAACUGUAUCUGAUUAGCCUAGGACAUCAGCUGUGUGUGACUGGCCCCUUUCUGCUCCUCAGUGAAACAUGGGGCCCCUUCCGCUGCAGAGUGGCCCCUCUUGUGUCCGUGUUCCAGGGUACAGGUGGAGGUUCUACCAGCAUGAGACUUUCCCCUGAUCCGGCUAUAACAGUAAUAAUAAUAAUAAUAAUAAAAAUAAUAAUAAUAAUAAUGUACAUAUUCAUACUCUCGUUAUCCUUCACCAAAUUCCAGAGGAACUUAACUUGACAUUAGUCAGUUUGACAGAUUGUACUAUCUUGCAUCAAAUUACAGUUUAUCCCGGGAACAGGUGAUGGAAGUUGCUUUGCCAAAAAAAAAAACGUGCUUGUUCCUGCUUGUACGCAAUGAGAGAGAGCUUUUAAUUUAGCUUUGCAGCUUAGCUAUAUCACUACAUACACUCAGAGGCCACUUUAUUAGGUAUUUAUGAGACUUCUUUUUUUUACUUCUUGGUCUUCUGAUGCUGUAGCCCAGGGGUGUCAAACUGAAUUCCCAGGGGGCUGCAGUGUCGGUUUUUGGGGUUUCCUUCCAAUCAGCUGUCAAUGAAGGCCUUGAGAACAAGGUGUGUGGAUUCUUUAGCCAAUCAAUGACUUAAAUGAACCACAGAUGCCAAGAACAUCCCGAAAACCAGCAGACACUGCAGCCCUCCAGGACUGGAGUUAAACCAGCAGACACUGCAGCCCUCCAGGACUGGAGUUGAACCUGCAGACACUGCAGCCCUCCAGGACUGGAGUUAAACCAGCAGACACUGCAGCCCUCCAAGACAGGAGGUAAACCAGCAGACACUGCGGCCCUCCAGGACUGGAGUUAAACCAGCAGACACUGCGGCCCUCCAGGACUGGAGUUUGACACCUGUGCUGCAGCCCUUCCACUUAAAGGUUGGAUGUGUUGUGCAUUCAGAGAUGCUCUGCUGCAUACCACUGUUGUAACACAUAGUUAUUUGAGUUGCUGCCACCUUCCUGUCAGCUUGAAGCAGUCUGAUCAUUCUCCUCUCUCAUUAACAAGGCGUUUUCGUCCUCAGAACUGCUCACCGAAUGUUUUUGGUUUUUUCGCACCAUUCCCUGUAAACUCGAGAGAGAGACAGAGAGUGAGAGAGUGUUGUGCAUGAAAAUGAGAUCAGCAGUUUUUUUACAUACUCAAACCACCCCUUCUGGCACCUACAGUCAUCCCAUGGCCAAAGUCACUUUGGCAUUUCUUCCCCAUUCUGUUGUUUGGUCUGAACAACAACCGAACCUCUUGACCAUGUCUGCAUGCUUGUGUACAGGUCUAGCUACAGUAAUAAAGUGGUGGCUGAGUGUGUAGGGUGCCUAACCUGCUCUUAUUUAAUUGCAACCGAACUAUAUACCGCUUAACAUACUGCCCUGUACUGUGGCGUCAGAGCACCCUCAGGUGGUAGCAGAUAUAAAUCACAUUUUAUACAUGUAAUGCACUAUAAUAAUAAAAGGUGUUUGUCAGUAAACUGUACAGAAUGGUUUCACAUGGAAAUAAAAGACUGUGAACUCGCCACAUAAACCAAGAGAGCGAUAAAAAAAAAGCAGACAAUGAUUUAUAUUUUGUAGCUGUUGUAUUAGAUCAGGGAUCAUCAAAUCACAGUCCUGGAAGAACUGUUGGUUUCCACCCUCCCUUUACCUGGGAUUCAGGUGUGAAGACAGUCUGGCCAAUCAGUAGUACUAAUUGUUCAGCUAAUUACCUGGUACAAAAGAAAACCAGGGCCAGAUUUGGAGUCAAGGUCCAGAUUUGAUGAUUGCUGUAUUAGAUUAUUAUUUAUUCCCUCAGUGAUUCACUGGAAACGUUUGUGAGUAAUCUCCAAUUAAUUAACCAAUUGCACCCAUGGUCUGAACAGGCCUGUUGAUGAAGAACAACAGCUGAUCCUACAUUGGACCACCCCACCACCACACUGCCAUUUCACAUGACAAAAAUCACCCACUGCCCUAAAUCACUUCCACACUCUCCCUUACACCUAUGCACAGCAUCAAGCAAUACAGAUGAAUGAAAAAUUUCAUCAACCCAAAAUACAAACAGCACAAGACCUUAACAAAAUGCAGUAUGUAUAUUGUUCUGAAGUGUACUAUCUUUUCUUUUCUAGUUCGCAUGUUGUUUGAAAUCUGGAGCUCAUUCUAGCAUUAACAGUAGCAAAACUAAUAGGUUCUUCUGGCUUGGGCAUUCAAAAGAAAGGGAAAAAAUAAUGACUUGCAAAGGGUGCAUUAGAUUAUUAUCUGCCAUUUUGAACAAUUAUAUUGAGCCAUACACAGAUCUCUCAUUGUCUCUCACCAUCCAAACUGCCACAGACCUACCUGUGCAGUAUAUAUUGUAACAUGGCAAACAGGUGUGCAGGUGUGCUGGUCUUGUGGCUAUUGCUAUACUGGUUGCGAAAGGGAGCAAACAUGCAUAUGAACAAAAGUAAGAGGAAGGCAUGGAUCGGUUGGACAAUUUUGUGUUGAGAUUCUGUGUUUUCAAAAGCAAGAACAAAUGUUUGCACGCUCUCUAUCUCUCUCUCUCUCUCUCUCUCUCUCUCUCUCUCUGUGUCUCUCACUUUCUGUGAGCGAUCUACAUAUUUGCGCUGUAUAUUUUAGCUGAGCUAACAGUGUAUAUAGAAUAAGGAAUGCCAGUGUUUUAAAUCUCAUUACCCUUAUCAUGAUAUGUGGAUAUGGAUAUUUUUGUGGUGCAAUGAUAUGCAUUUCUGUUUAAUCCAUCUGCACUGUGGUUUUCUUUCCUGUGACGCUGCUGCUUAUUUAUUAAAGGUUUGUUAAGACGU